This is a messenger RNA of Amaranthus tricolor (Joseph's coat), 1763 nucleotides long. Its product is annotated as BAG family molecular chaperone regulator 8, chloroplastic. The transcript is spliced from 2 exons. Lineage: Eukaryota; Viridiplantae; Streptophyta; Magnoliopsida; Caryophyllales; Amaranthaceae. Gene Ontology annotation, cellular component: plasmodesma. The record is from RefSeq and is a predicted model, not a curated record. The coding region runs from base 235 to 1560 and encodes 441 amino acids. Gene Ontology annotation, biological process: protein folding.
UGACCUUCGACGAUUUACCGAUCGGGUCCAACUUUUCAAGCCCUGAGCAUUGGUAUUUGCCUAUUUGGUCCUACCUAUCUAGUGUAGUUCUAAUCCAAAAGAAAACCAUGGCGCAAUAAUUUUGCAACAUCAAAGAACCAAGACCCACCAAAUAGGCAAAUACCAAUCAUAGUCCAUAGAAGUGAAGUAUAGAAUAAAACAAGGCGACAUUCCUGGUAGUCCCUCAUAGAUCCAAUGGCUUUCCACCACCAACACAACCACCAGCAAAACCUCCACACUACCACCACCUCCAUUUGCUGCUGCCGAACACGCCCUUGUUACCCACCACCACCACCAUCUCCACCAUUAUCAACUCCCUCUACUGAUCCAUUUCUUGUUGCAGCCAUUGUCUCUCAGCUUCUCCAAUCCCCAAACCCUCAAAAUCUCUAUUCCCAACACAUUCAAACUAACUCCAUUAACCAUAAUCAAAGACACCCACAUCAAGAUCAAACUCACCAAUUUCAUCCUCAUUCUCCUUUUUAUUCUCUUCUGCAACGAAUUGACGCCUUGGAAUCGUCGCUUCAGGCUUUCUCUUCUUCUGGGUCUUCUUCUCGUUUCUCUUUGAGAGAUUCUGCUGCCAGAAUUAUUCAGUAUCAUUUCAGGGCUUUUCUUGUUCAUAGAUCAAGGACUCUUCGUCAACUCAAAGAUUUGGCUUCCAUUAAAUCUGCUCUUGCUUCUCUCAAAACUUCUCUUUCUCGUCAUGGUUUUGUUGACUUUGAUUUGCUCUCUCAUAAAGCCAUGAGUUUGCUCCUCAAGCUUGAUUCUAUUCAGAGUGGUGAUAAGAUGAUCAAAGACAGCAAGAGGUGCAUUACCAGAGAAAUUACUGAAUUUUUAGAAUUGUUUGAUGGGGUUUAUGUUAAGAGGCAUCAAGUUCUAACUAGGAAGAUGAAGAACUUGAGAUUGGUGGAGAAUGAUAAUAGAGCUUUUAAUGGAACUAGGGGGUUUACCGAGCGUAAUGCUGGAGCGAAAAGUCGAAAUCUAAGCAAUGAAGAGAAGAAAUUAAUGGCAAAUUUGAGGGAGAGAGUCGAAAAAAUUGGUAGGAUGUCAAAAGCCCUUGAGGUGAAGGAACAAGAGGUGUUUGGAGGCAAUGAAACCAAAGGAAUUAAGGAUGUUGAUGAUGAGGAAAAUAAUAUCAUUGAUAAAAUCACUAACAAUUAUAAAUCGAAAAAUGGGUUAAACAUGAAGAAUGCACAAAGCUCGAAUUCGAAGCAGCAUGUUUGCUUUGUGGAGAAUGGGAAUCUGAUUAGGGUUUAUGAUGUUGAUAGAGAUCCUAAGGCUAGGGUGGUUGAUGUGAUUGAAGACUCUACUAAAGGAGCACUCGACGAAGAGGAAGUACUGAGUGAUGGCGAAGGGUCCUCAUACGACGACAGCAAUGAAGGCACGAGGAACUGCGGAAGCGACAAGGAGUUUGACAACCAAGAUGAGGAGUUCACGUUUUCGACGACUCCUGAACCUUUAAGGAUCGAUCCAAGAGCGGACUUUAUGUCGAGGAAAUCGGGUGUAAACAUAGUUGAAAGUUAGGUGAAGGUUGCAAUCUCCAAUCUCCAUUACUUCAUAUUUUAUCUGUGGAUUUGGAAUUCUUAUUAUCAUGUAUUUUUAGGCUAGUGUUUGGUUGUUCUUAUUGAGAUUUGAGAUGAACAAUAGUGGGUGUGAUUGUAAUGUUUUGGUAGGUUUCUGAUUCAAGUCUUCUACUUCUAUUUAGAUGUUAAAUGCCUCAUGAGUCA